UCGACGGCCGCCAUUUUCUUUCUUUCUUAGCAGUUAGCUGAGAGGCAGUCUCUGCAAAGACGCGGUAGCAACCACUUUAAGUUAAUUAUGGCAGACUAUUCAACAGUGCCUCCACCUUCUUCAGGUUCAGCUGGUGGCGGCGGCGGCGGCGGUGGAGGAGUCAACGAUGCUUUCAAAGAUGCGCUGCAGAGAGCCCGGCAGAUUGCAGCAAAAAUUGGAGGUGAUGCUGGUACAUCACUGAAUUCAAAUGAUUAUGGUUAUGGGGGACAAAAAAGGCCUUUGGAAGAUGGAGAUCAACCAGAUGCUAAGAAAGUUGCUCCUCAAAAUGACUCUUUUGGAACACAAUUACCACCGAUGCAUCAACAGCAAAGCAGGUCUGUAAUGACGGAAGAAUACAAAGUUCCAGAUGGAAUGGUUGGAUUCAUAAUUGGCCGAGGAGGUGAACAGAUCUCACGUAUACAACAGGAAUCUGGAUGCAAAAUACAAAUAGCUCCUGAUAGUGGUGGCCUUCCAGAAAGAUCUUGUAUGUUAACUGGAACACCUGAAUCUGUCCAAUCAGCAAAACGGUUACUGGACCAGAUUGUUGAGAAAGGAAGACCAGCCCCUGGAUUCCAUCAUGGUGAUGGACCAGGAAAUGCAGUUCAAGAGAUCAUGAUUCCAGCUAGCAAGGCUGGAUUAGUUAUUGGGAAGGGAGGUGAAACUAUUAAACAACUUCAGGAGCGGGCUGGAGUUAAAAUGGUUAUGAUUCAAGAUGGGCCUCAGAACACCGGUGCUGACAAGCCUCUCAGAAUUACCGGGGACCCAUACAAAGUUCAACAAGCCAAGGAAAUGGUGUUAGAGUUAAUUCGUGAUCAAGGUGGUUUCAGAGAAGUUCGAAAUGAGUAUGGGUCAAGAAUAGGAGGAAAUGAAGGGAUUGACGUUCCCAUUCCAAGAUUUGCUGUUGGCAUUGUAAUAGGAAGGAAUGGAGAGAUGAUAAAAAAAAUACAAAAUGAUGCUGGUGUUCGGAUUCAGUUUAAACCAGAUGAUGGAACAACACCUGACAGAAUAGCACAAAUAACAGGACCUCCAGACCGAUGUCAGCAUGCUGCAGAAAUUAUUACAGACCUCCUUCGAAGUGUUCAGGCGGGUAAUCCUGGUGGGCCUGGACCUGGUGGUCGAGGAAGAGGCCGAGGUCAAGGCAAUUGGAACAUGGGACCACCUGGUGGACUACAAGAGUUUAAUUUCAUUGUACCAACUGGAAAAACUGGAUUGAUUAUAGGAAAAGGAGGUGAAACUAUAAAAAGCAUAAGUCAACAGUCUGGAGCAAGAAUAGAACUUCAGAGAAAUCCUCCACCAAAUGCAGAUCCUAAUAUGAAGUUAUUUACAAUUCGUGGCACUCCACAACAAAUAGAUUAUGCUCGACAGCUCAUAGAAGAAAAGAUUGGUGGCCCAGUAAAUCCUUUAGGACCACCUGUACCCCAUGGACCACAUGGUGUCCCAGGCCCUCAUGGGCCACCUGGGCCUCCAGGUCCUGGAACUCCAAUGGGGCCAUACAAUCCUGCUCCUUAUAAUCCAGGACCACCUGGCCCAGCUCCUCAUGGCCCUCCAGCCCCAUAUGCCCCUCAGGGGUGGGGAAAUGCAUAUCCACAUUGGCAGCAACAGGCUCCUCCUGAUCCAGCUAAAGCAGGAACAGAUCCAAAUUCAGCAGCCUGGGCUGCAUAUUAUGCUCACUACUAUCAGCAGCAAGCACAACCACCACCUGCAGCUCCUACAGGUGCACCAACUACAACCCAAACUAAUGGACAAGGAGAUCAGCAAAAUCCAGCUCCAGCUGGACAGGUUGAUUAUACCAAGGCUUGGGAAGAAUACUACAAGAAAAUGGGUCAAGCAGUUCCUGCUCCUACUGGGGCCCCUCCAGGUGGUCAGCCAGAUUAUAGUGCAGCCUGGGCUGAGUACUAUAGACAACAAGCAGCCUACUAUGCCCAGACAAGUCCACAGGGAAUGCCACAGCAUCCUCCAGCACCUCAGGGCCAAUAAUAAGAAGUGGACAAUACAGUAUUUGCUUCAUUGUGUGGGGGAAAAAAACCUUUGUUAAAUAUAUGGAUGCAGACGACUUGAUGAAGAUCUUAAUUUUGUUUUUGGUUUAAAAAAAAAUAGUGUUUUUUUUUGUUGUUUUUUUAUUUUGUUUUGUUUUUUUAUUUGUUUUUUUGAAAAUGUACAAAAUAUCUAUCACUACUGAUAGGAGGUUAAUAUUUCUGUGUAGAAAUGAAAAUUGGUUUGUUUUUAGUAUUUAGUGUAGAUGUACACAUUCCAGCAAAUGUAUUUGCAACUAUUAUGUGGUCGAUGCUUUGUGAUAUAAAUGUACUUUUUUCAAUGUAUACUUUCACUUUUAAAAUGCCUGUUUUGUGCUUUACAAUAAAUGAUAUGAAACCUCCUGUGUCGGUAAGUUGGAUAUGUGGGUAAUUUAAAGGAUUCAUAAUUUCUUAGCAAUGAUAAGAUACAUAUACACAAAUAUAUAAGCUUUCCCCAUGGAAUAUUAAUUGAGUUUUUAAACACUGGUAUGUUUUUUCCCCGUUGCAGUAUAGUAGUAGAUUGGAGGAUCUUUUCCAUUUAUUGUAUUUGGCUGUCUCAGCACAAGUAAUCCUGUGAUCUCUUCAUUUUUUUUCCCUUCAGUUUGGUUAAAAACUGCAUGUGUAUACAAUGAUCUUUUGGCAAACUUCCAUUGCAUUAACAGUGAAAUUUCCUUUUAUACAAGACCACUGUUUCAGACCUGUACUGCUGCUAUAACAGUUAACCUUUUCUAUUCUUAAUUUGAUAAUUACGUUAUUUCCAAGACUGUUUCAGCAAAACUAAUUUUAAACAGUUUUCGGAUAGUGAAUAUGAGUAGUAUAAUAAGAAGAGUUGGUUUUUUGUUUUGAUUUGUUUUUCUUGUAAAGCAGUUCUUUCAAUGUGUACAA
Molecule: messenger RNA, 2936 nt
Organism: Chrysochloris asiatica (Cape golden mole)
Lineage: Eukaryota; Metazoa; Chordata; Mammalia; Afrosoricida; Chrysochloridae
Gene: FUBP1
Product: far upstream element (FUSE) binding protein 1
Exons: 20
Coding region: 88-2016 (642 amino acids)
Biological process (GO): regulation of DNA-templated transcription
Cellular component (GO): nucleus; cytoplasm
Molecular function (GO): mRNA binding
Source: RefSeq, a predicted model, not a curated record